This is a messenger RNA of Mobula hypostoma (lesser devil ray), 3214 nucleotides long. RefSeq names its product sphingosine-1-phosphate lyase 1 (gene sgpl1). The record is from RefSeq and is a predicted model, not a curated record. The transcript has 14 exons. NCBI's taxonomy places the organism in Eukaryota, Metazoa, Chordata, Chondrichthyes, Myliobatiformes, Myliobatidae. Gene Ontology annotation, cellular component: endoplasmic reticulum. The coding region runs from base 127 to 1824 and encodes 565 amino acids. Gene Ontology annotation, molecular function: sphinganine-1-phosphate aldolase activity; pyridoxal phosphate binding. Gene Ontology annotation, biological process: carboxylic acid metabolic process; sphingolipid catabolic process.
GCUGCCCUCUUGCUCGGCGAGGCUGGCGUCAGUUGUGCGUUGGCUUCAUGCAAAUCUGAAUCAAUCAGUGGGUCUGGUGAGAGAGAUAACACGGCAGCGGCGGGGAGCCUUCAGAGCGCAGGAGACAUGGAGCUGCGGGAGACGCUGGAUGUUUACAAGGAGACGGUCGGGCUGUACCUAGGACGGGGCACGAGUUACGUAAACACACUACUCCAAGGGCUGCAGCCCUGGCAAGUCGCUGCCAUCUCAGUCGUGGCUACUCUGCUGGCAGUGUGGCUGCAUGGCUUUCUCUUCAAGCAGCAAAGUAUUUCCUUACGACUAAGAAAUUUCUUCUUCAGAAUGAUGAGAAAAUUGCCAUUUCUGGCUGCUUCAAUACAGAAGCAACUUGACAAAGCACUGAAUGACCUGUCUUCGAGUGUCUUAACCCUGGAGGAUGGAAUGACCUAUGUCACGUCUUUGCCUACACAUGGGCUGACAGAAUCGGAUCUCCUCCUCAAGGUUAAAGAGUACACCGCAAUGGGGGAAACAUGUUGGGAAAAGGGGCAAGUUUCUGGGACAGUGUACAGUGGUGAAGAGCAACUCACAAAGCUGAUGGUGAAGGUCUAUGGGGACUUUGCAUGGAGUAAUCCUCUCCACCCGGAUAUCUUCCCUGGCGUGCGAAAGAUGGAGGCAGAGGUUGUCCGGAUGUCUUGCACACUGUUUCAAGGGGGACCUGACUCUUGCGGGACGGUAACAUCUGGUGGGACGGAAAGCAUUCUCAUGGCCUGCAAAGCCUACAGAGACCUUGGAUUGGAACGAGGAGUGAAGUAUCCUGAAAUCAUCGCUCCUGUAAGUGCUCAUGCUGCUUUUGACAAGGCUGCCCACUACUUUGGGAUGAGUAUGGUCCAUGUUCCAUUGGACAAAAAGACAAUGCAGGUGGAUGUGAAGGCCAUGAAGAGAGCCAUUUCAAAGAACACGGUUAUGCUUGUUUGCUCUGUGCCGCAGUUUCCACAUGGAAUCAUGGAUCCAGUCGAGGAGAUUGCCAAGCUGGCUCAAGAUUAUGAAAUUCCUCUGCAUGUGGAUGCCUGCCUUGGGGGUUUUCUCAUUGUCUUCAUGGAGAAGGCCGGUUAUUCUCUGCCACCCUUCGAUUUCCGCGUUAAGGGAGUGACGAGCAUCUCUGCUGACACGCACAAGUACGGAUAUGCGCCCAAAGGUUCAUCGGUUAUACUGUACAGCAACAAGAAAUAUCGCCACUACCAGUUCUUUGUCGCCCCAGACUGGCAGGGAGGCAUCUAUGCAUCACCCACAAUCGCCGGGUCGAGACCAGGAGGGAUCAUUGCCGCUUGCUGGGCAACCAUGAUGUUUAUGGGUGAAAAUGGUUACAUUCAGGCUACAAAGAAGAUCAUCGGCACGGCACGGCACAUUGAAGCUCAGUUAAAGAAAAUAAAGGAAAUCUUCAUCUUUGGGAAGCCUGAAGUAUCUGUUGUGGCUAUUGGCUCGGAUAUUUUUGAUAUAUUCCGAUUAUCGAACGCAAUGACGUCCAAAGGGUGGAAUCUCAACACCUUGCAGUUCCCUUCCAGCAUUCACAUAUGUGUGACGCUUCUGCACACCAGGAGCGGUGUGGCCGAUCAGUUUGUGGAGGAUGUUCGUCAGAGUGUAGCUGAAAUAAUGAAAAACCCCUCUGAGAAGACGACCGGCCGGGGUGCUAUCUAUGGGAUGGCACAGUCGAUUCCUGAUCGCUCUCUGGUAACAGAAAUAUCGCACGGAUUCCUGGACUGUCUCUACAGCACCGAACUUCCCAACAACGAGAAGAGCCACAUGAAUGGAGAUUCAAUGCAGCACUGAACGGCACCAAGCAGCUUUUUAAUAAAGAAAUCAAGGAUUGACUGGCAAGAGAAAGUUUUAGAAGAUGUCUGAGGUGUCCAGAACCAAAUUCUCUUCCUUGCUUUUUGCAGGCAGAUAGAAAUCUGGGAAUAUGUAAUUGGAUAAGGUGGGAUUGAUUCUUUCUUUGUGUCCUAUUUGCCACUUCUGAAGCCCAAAAGCCUUUAUUUUAUACCUUUGUGGUAUCUUGUACUCGAACUAAUUAAUUUGGCCCAUGAGCAGCACAAUAUCCAAGUAUGAAAUUUAUUUUUUUUGUAAACAGAAAGGGAAUUCACAGAUUUUUGAGGAGGACGUUCCAUUGGUGACUGAUUUGCUGAGGAUUUGGAGGCAAGUGGCAAUUCACCUUGAUGCCUUUCUAAACUUUCUUUCCAUUUGCAUGAAACGUCUUUGCGGAAUUUUUCUCAAAGGAGCAAAUCUUGUGUUUCGUCAUUACUGGUAACUCUCAGUGUAAACCUGCGCUAACAGGUUAGCGCCUGGAGAUUCAUCAGCUACCAGAGUAGGAGGAGGGAGUGAUGAAUGUUAAUUGCUCAUCUAGACACAGGUUGUUACCCAGAUGAAUAAGGGACAUUAUAACCCUGGAGUGGCAGCCUCUGUUUGGUCUUUUUCACAUUGGAAUUGUGUUUGAUGUUCCAGCAAAAUGUGAUCUUUUGAGGGAAUCAUGAUCUUGUGAUUGAUGUAGACAGGAGGGGGUGGAAAUGUCAGGGGUUAGCUAAAGAUUUCAUGGUUCAUAAUCCUAACCAAAUGGAUGAGCAGCCUGGAGGCUCUAUUUUACCAUGAAAUAUACGUAAUUACAGCUCACUGUCACUGAUUGCACAGUUUUGCCCCAUUUCAUGUAGAGGGCUGCAAUACCUCGAACACAGUUCCAUUGUUUCCAAAAAUUGCACAAACAACGUUGCCUUUCGCCUCAACCAGCAGACUGUUUUGAACUCAAAAUAAAACCACUGUUAUAUUCACUGACAGAUUGGAGACGGGUUUCUCGGCUGCCUUAAAAAUCGCAUUUAAAAAAUGAUUGCUGUGCAAUUUUUGUUGUCUGAUUGCUCAAAUUGAUCAGAUAUUACAAAGGGAUGUGAUUUUUUUUUUCAAUUUCAAGAAAUGACACCUGACUCGCUCCUUUGAGACUGUAGGAAUAUCUUCCUUUCAAUGUUCCCCAUUGUUGAAAUUAAUGGUUUGAAGUAUUUCAGCGUGUGUCAUAGAGUGUGUGUUUCACUCAAUUACAUGUGUGUCGGUGUUUUUGGAUACUUCUGUUGCUUCGUCACUGAGGCGGAGCCUGAGAUCACAUGUAACCUUAGGUGACGUCUUGAAAAUCUGCACUUACUGUAGCAAUUGCUCAGAGUGCGACUCUCGUGUCGCCAAA